AUGGCUCAACCAGGAACUGAAACUCCCCUAUCUUCAACCCCAAUUUGUCCAUCUGAGGCCAAUGCUGUCCAUGAAGUUAUAGGCUCUUCCUCUCACCCAAAAUCACCAUCAUCUAAGAGGAAACGCGGUAGGCCUGUGGGCUCCAAGAACAAACCAAAACUACCACCCAUUAUUGACCACCACAACCACCAUGCCCAAAAACCUAUUUUCAUUCAAGUCCCUAGAAACUCUGAUGUGAUUGAGGCAGUGGUCAAAUUCGCUCGUGACUACCAAGUUAGUGUCACCGUGCAAAGUGCAUCCGGAUCUAUUCUCAAUGCCACUCUUCGCAACUCUCACUCUUCCACUUCUGCUUUCAUUGUUCAUGGACCCUUCACUUUAGUUUCCCUCACCGGCACUUGCUUAUACAACAACCCUUCUGUGGUUUCAUCAUCAUCAUCAUCAUCAUCAUCAUCAUCUAAUCGUGACCUUUGUUGUUCUUUUAGGAUUUCCAUUGCUUCAAAUUUAGGUCAAAGCCUUAUGGGGGUUGUCGGCGGCAAAGUUAUUGCAGGUGAUGAUGUUAAUGUGGCAGCUACAGUUUUCAAGAACUCUAUGAAUGAUAAUAGGGUUGGUACCAAUGGUGCUGAUGAGGGAGGAGAUAACAACAACCUUAACAAUGUCAUCUAG
Messenger RNA from Sphenostylis stenocarpa, 663 nucleotides. The record is from the annotation of a GenBank genome assembly. Lineage: Eukaryota; Viridiplantae; Streptophyta; Magnoliopsida; Fabales; Fabaceae.